Messenger RNA from Lingula anatina, 1638 nucleotides. RefSeq lists its product as uncharacterized. Gene Ontology annotation, biological process: positive regulation of voltage-gated potassium channel activity; regulation of synaptic transmission, cholinergic; sleep. The record is from RefSeq and is a predicted model, not a curated record. Lineage: Eukaryota; Metazoa; Brachiopoda; Lingulata; Lingulida; Lingulidae.
UAUAUCUUUGCUUUGUGUGAUGAUAAUGUGUCAAUACAGUAUGUAUCUGGUAUAACAUAUAUUAGAGAUAUUGGUGUCAUUGCUGUUUGCACACAGAUAACUGUGGACAAUCACACAUAUCAACGGUCACACUGAGUGGGGAUGAAAAUGGCGUAUGUACAUGCCGUUGUCAUGGGCCUAAAACAAUGGUCAUCUCUAGUGUUUAAAGUGCAUCCAAUGGCCAGGGCAUAAAUUAGCCAGCGUCUGUGCUAUAUGUUAUGGGCACAGUUAGACGCAGAGAGCCAAGAAAUGUUGUUACUCCGGUUACCAUGUAUGUUAGGUGCACUGUGUGUAAUAGAGACUAAAUGCCAGAUUUAUCUUGUAUGUUAGGUGCACUGUGUGUAAUAGCGACUAAAUGCCAGAUUUAUCUUGUAUCUUAGGUGCACUGUGUGUAAUAGAGACUAAAUGCCAGAUUUACCUUGUAUCUUAGGUAAUAGAGACUAAAUACCAGAAUUAUUAAUCUACUCAACGUACUUCCAUCUUGCAAGCUCAAAAGUUUUCAUGACUUUGAGUGAAAAUGUCUUCAUCGCCGAAGAAUUAUCUUCAACAAACGUUGCUGAGUUUGUGCGUCAACAUAGAGAACGGUGCUUAUAACAAAGAUGACAUUAACAUAAAGGUGCUCAUAUCUAGAAGGAUCUUCAACACAGAGGUGUACAUAAAUGGGUUAUCAAGGCAGUCUUGCGUGGUUUGAAAUAUCUACAGUCUCCAUCUAUACGGGAUGCAUGAAAUACCGUAGAUUAUCUGGGUGGCAUUAUACGCCUGGACUCCCCGCCUGUGACAGUGUUGCCCAGACCACGGAGGUUAAACAUACACAAUGAAGACGCAGAUGAUUUCUUUAGUGUUUAUGAUCUUAUACGUCCAUACAGCGUCUGCGUUCAGAUGUUACCAGUGCCCGGCCACCAGCUCAACGUGUGCAGACCCCUUUUCCCCCAGUGACUCCGGCGACGACACCAUCUACUGCGAAUAUGGUUGUGUUAAGGCCAAGGCCGUACUGACAGACACACACUCCGUGUCCAGAGGUUGCUUUCCUGUUGAGAACCCCACGGAAUGCCACAGGUCCAACGUUGACGGCGUGGACACUGAAGUGUGUAUAUGUAACUCAGACCUGUGUAACGCCGCCACCCACCACCAACCAGCGCCACUUCUGGUCGUUCUCAUGUGUACCGCGAUUUGUUUCACUGUGUAUCAGAAGUUGUUUUAAUCGUAAGUGGAACUUAACGUAGAAAAAUCGUUUCAGCAGGCCCGAACGCAAUAGAUGACAAGAUCUGACAUGAUGUUUGUUCAUGUCCAUGCAACACUGACUAGCGUGGUGCAGUCAUCAAACCACAGUUAUCAACGACCAGGGAGUUACAUACUGUGUUUACAUUACUUAUACAGAGAUUUCCUACAGAGACAUCAGAACACUUGUCUGGAUAACUGUACUAUGACUCAAACAGACCACAUUUAAACAUUUUAAACUGGUUAAAAGGUAAAGAGAAGUGAUGGCACAAACGGAGUCUUACAAACUCCAGAGAUAAAAAUGAUUUUGGCUGCUGUACGAGUAGCUGUGUGUACCAUGACAAAGUGACCUCAAUGAAAGCAUCAACGACAUCAAACCAC